Molecule: messenger RNA, 671 nt
Organism: Manduca sexta (tobacco hornworm)
Lineage: Eukaryota; Metazoa; Arthropoda; Insecta; Lepidoptera; Sphingidae
Product: plasmolipin-like
Exons: 3
Coding region: 203-652 (149 amino acids)
Cellular component (GO): membrane
Source: RefSeq, a predicted model, not a curated record
GUUCCCCGCCAGCCCGCCACUCUGAUUCGGUCCGCUUCGACAGUUGUGCGCUACGUUGAGUAUACUACGCUCGCUGUUGUCGGACUGUGAAUACGGACGGAAUGUGUGCCGCGUCCAUACGGUGCUGAAGUUUAGUGACAGUGUUCGUUUACUCACCUACGUAUUUAUUUUAAGUUUGCUGCCGAUUCACAUUUAGCAGAGAAUGAUGGCACCCGAGACAGUGGUGACUGUGGAUCACAACAAACCUGCUCUCGUCUCCUCCCCUCCGCAACAAGGUGGUGGUGCGUUGGACUGGAUCAAAAUUAACAUUGACUACUUUAAAACUCCACCUGGGUUAUUGAAAAUCAUUCAAUUAGUAUUAGGUAUACUAUGUAUGGCUUUGGGAUCGCCGUGGUAUUCGACAUGGUUCGUGUUUGUAGCCGUCACGAGUUUCAUCACCACCCUCAUGUGGAGUUUCGUUUACUUCUUAAGUAUUAAAGAAGCACUAAAACUACCCAUUAAUUGGGUGCUAUCUGAACUGAUUAGUAACGCGCUGCAGUGUUUCAUGUAUCUGUUGGCAUUUAUUGUAAUGUUCAUAGCAACGGCAACUUAUUACGGUUCAUACCAUGCAAGCAAUGUGGCUGCUGCUGUAAGUAUUCAUAUCAAAUCCUAGCUACCAUUUUGAAAGCAAC